GUGUGUGUGUGUGUUGUCGGUUUCCUGCUGCUGCUCGGUGUCCGCACACCGUCCGUCUCCACAGUGUUGAUCGGCUCGCCAUGGCGGAAGGACGCAGAGAACAGCCGCCUCAUCCUCUCCUCUCCUUACCACCGGCCAGCAAGCGACCCUGCCUUCGUCCUGCACCCCGAGGUCCCGGUCCAGGGCCCGGCCACGGCAGUGGGUUGCCCGGCUCCCGGUAUCGUUCUCCGGAGUCCCUCUUGGACUGCGCCGCGAAGGCAGUAGCGGAAAAGUGGGCCUUUGAAAGAGUAGAGGAGCGCUUCGAGCGGAUCCCGGAGCCCGUCCAGCGCCGCAUCGUCUACUGGUCUUUUCCCCGCAACGAAAAGGAGAUAUGCAUGUACUCUUCGUUUCAGUGCCGAGUCGCCGGCGAGGAAGGUCCGUCCCCGGCUACCGGUGGGUCUGGGGGUGCUGGGUCUGGAGCUACGACCACCGGUGGCGGCGGAGGAUCUACCGCCAGCACUACGUCUGCUGUGGGGGUAGCCGGAGCAGUGGGAACGGGAGACGGGCUGCCUUUCCGCCGGGGUAUAAGGCUGCUUGAGACCGGCUGUGUGGAAAACGUUUUACAAGUCGGCUUUCACCUCAGUGGCACGGUAACCGAGCCUGCCACAUCGUCAGAGCCAGAGGUCACGCACAAGGUGGCCAUCAGCUUCGACCGCUGCAAGAUCACUUCAGUCACCUGUGGCUGUGGGAACCGAGACAUUUUCUAUUGCGCCCAUGUGGUGGCGCUCUCUCUUUAUCGAAUCCGCAAGCCCGAACAGGUGAAGCUACGGUUGCCUAUCUCGGAGACACUGUUCCAGAUGAACAGAGACCAGCUGCAGAAGCUGGUUCAGUAUCUGAUCACGGCCCACCACACUGAGGUGCUGCCCACCGCCCAGAAGCUGGCAGAUGAGAUCCUCUCCUCCAACUCCGAGAUCAACCAGGUCCACGGUGCCCCCGACCCAACAGCAGGCGCCAGCAUUGACGAUGACAACUGCUGGCAUCUGGACGAGGAUCAAGUCCGGGAACAAGUCAAACAGUUUCUGUCCCAGGGAGGAUACUACGGCUCCGGGAAGCAGCUCAACUCCAUGUUCGCUAAGGUGAGGGAGAUGCUACGGAUGCGAGACUCCAACGGGGCCCGGAUGCUGACGCUCAUAACGGAACAAUUCAUGGCAGACCCUCGGCUGUCACUAUGGAGACAGCAAGGCACCGGCAUGACGGACAAGUGUCGGCAGCUCUGGGAUGAGCUGGGUGCAUUGUGGGUGUGCGUGGUGUUGAACCCCCACUGUAAGAGCGAGGAGAAGAGUACCUGGCUGAAGCAGCUGAAAAAGUGGGGAGACAUGGACGUUUGCCCCCUGGAGGACGGCAACUACGGCAGCGAGCUUCCAAACAUCACCAACGCUUUGCCGCAGAGCAACCUCGCACAGGACUCUCUAUCCAGGCCGAGGAGGACGGUGUUCAGUCGCGCCGUUGAGGCUUGUGACCUGCACUGGCAGGACAGCCACCUCCAGAGGAUCAUCAGCAGCGACUUCUACAUGUCUCCGUCCUACCAGAGAGAAGGAGAGAGCCUGCUGUUCAACCCACAGGGCCUGCCGCUUUGGCUAGACCACGUCCCAACGGCGUGUGCGCGCGUUGACGCCCUGCGCUCUCAUGGUUACUCCAGGGAAGCCCUGCGAUUGGCCGUCGCCAUCAUUAACACUCUCCGCCUGCAACAGCAGAGACAAAUGGACAUCUACAAACACCAAAAGAAAGAGCUUCUCCAGAGAGGUGUUACCUCCACCACCAACCUGGAGGGCUGGGUGGGUCAUCCCUUAGAUCCAAUAGGCUGCCUGUUCAUCACACUCACAGAAACGUGCCGCGUGGACGACGACAACACCAUGGACACCGGAGAAGGUGACCCCAGACCCCCAGUCUACCACCAUGUUCCAGUGUGGGGCAACCCACUCGGGGAUGAUUCCUACCUAACUCUGGCUUUAGAAGUGGCUCUGAUGGGGAUGGGCCAGCAGAGAAUAAUGCCUGAGGGCCUGUACGCCCAGGAUAAGGUGUGUCGUAAUGAGGAGCAGAUUGUUGCUAAGCUGCAGGAGCUGGAGCUGGACGACCUUCUGGUUGAGACGCUCCGGAAGCAGGCCAUACAGCUGCUGGAAGCUGGUCCGUUCAGCGGCCUGGGCGAGGUCAUCCACAGGGAAAGCGUCCCCAUGCACACCUUCGCCAAGUACCUCUUCUCUGCCCUGCUGCCGCAUGACGCAGACCUGGCUUAUAAAGUGGCUCUCCGCGCCAUGAGGCUGCCGGUGCUGGAGUCAUCAGCUGGCUCCGGGGAUGUCAGCCACCCUCAUCACGGCAUCUCCAUAGUUCCAAGCAGAUACCCACGCUGGUUCACACUGGGGCAUUUGGAGUCACAGCAGUGUGAGCUGGCCUCGACCAUGCUCACCGCCGCUAAAGGUGACAUGCUGAGAUUGCGGACGGUGCUGGAGGCCAUCCAGAAAAACAUCCACUCCUCUUCCUUAAUCUUCAAACUGGCACAGGACGCCUUUAAGAUAGCCACGCCCGCAGACAACCCGCCUGAUAUGACCCUGCUCAACGUGGCACUGGAGCUAGGGCUGCAGGUGAUGAGGAUGACUCUGUCCACUCUGAACUGGAGGAGGAGGGAGAUGGUUCGCUGGCUGGUAACCUGUGCUACUGAAGUCGGUCUGCGGGCUCUGGUGAGCAUCUUACAGAGCUGGUACACGCUGUUCACGCCCACCGAGGCCACCAGCAUCGUGGCCGCCACCGUCAUGUCCCACAACACCAUCCUGCGCCUCAGCCUCGACUACCCCCAGCGGGAGGAGCUGGCCAGCUGCGCGCGGACCCUGGCCCUGCAGUGCGCCAUGAAGGACCCCCAGAACUGCGCCCUGUCGGCCCUGACGCUCUGCGAGAAGGACCACAUCGCCUUCGAGACGGCCUACCAGAUCGUCAUCGACGCCGCGUCCACGGGCAUGACCUACUCGCAGCUGUUUACCAUCGCGAGGUACAUGGAGCACAGGGGGUACCCUCUGCGGUCGUUCAAGUUGGCCUCCCUCGCCAUGACACACCUUAACCUGGCCUACAACCAGGACACGCACCCAGCUAUUAAUGACGUGCUCUGGGCCUGCGCGCUCAGCCACUCGCUGGGUAAAAACGAGCUCGCGGCCAUUAUCCCCUUGGUGGUGAAGAGCGUGCACUGCGCCACGGUGCUUUCUGACAUCCUGCGGCGGUGCACCAUGACCGCGCCGGGUCUCGCCGGCAUCCCCGGGAGGAGGAACUCUGGAAAGCUGAUGUCCACGGACAAGGCGCCGCUGCGGCAGCUGCUGGACGCCACGAUCUCGGCGUACAUCAACACCACGCACUCUCGACUGACGCACAUCAGUCCAAGGCACUACGGAGAGUUCAUAGAGUUCCUGAGUAAAGCACGGGAGACUUUCCUGCUGGCACAGGACGGCCACAUUCAGUUCGCCCAGUUCAUAGACAACCUGAAACAGAUCUACAAGGGCAAGAAGAAACUGAUGAUGUUGGUCAGAGAGCGCUUCGGCUGACCUCAUCGCUCCCUCACAGAGACCCUCUUCUUGGGAAGUAGUUCAACUUAUUUGUUUCUAUUUAAGGUUUUUUGGAUUCUUUGUAUUUUUACUUCUUAUGUUGAGCCAUUUGUUGACUAAGUCUUAAGUUUUUGUCCGGUUUGUUUGUUUUGUUUCUAGAAUGUGAACCAGGAAGUGUUCGCAGUACAUUGCUCUACUUCACUGAGACUGCAAAAGGGGGAGAUGGCUUGACAUGUCAAAGAAGCAACAAUAAAAAAAAAAAGCAUUUUCUCCUACAGCUAAUCUGAAAACCAGUAUGUCAAAAGAUUGUGAUGACAAAAGCAAAAGGAUCUUUUGUUUUUCAUGUUUUUGUUUAGUUUUUUUAGCGGCACAUGACGAUAUGAAAACCAAAUGAUUUUGUUGGACGGGGUGUGUACUUAGAGCCAGAUUACACUUUCAGCCUGGGCUAAGAAGACGAAGAAGUGAUCUCUUCAAAGUGCAAGAAACAUGUCAUUCCAAAAGACAAAACAAACUCUGAGGUCAAAAACACGCGUAGUGUUCCUGUCAUACCUCGACUGUAUUAUUUGUCAGCUUUAACUUCUCUGUCAGAAACGGCCUCUUGUUUCAGUCAGGACAUCUGAAAGUAGAGGGGGCGGUGUACUUGUGUGUGGUCUCUUUGUAGAAGCGCCGAACAGAUUUAAAAACCUCCACAUGCUGGUUUCCCAUGAAUACCUUAAGAGGAAGACCCACGAUGCUUCACAGAGUGCAUGUUUUCAGAUUCAGAAGCCUGAGCGUGACAUUAUUCAGACGGCUCCAGCAAAGGUCAAGUAGUUGAGCCUCCACGUGCACAUACGGUAUAUACAGCAUAUCUCUUACAUCCUCCUUUAAGCCUGUUAACAGUGACUAAAUGAAACUGUGAUAAACAGUGGGGGUCAGAGUAUUCCCCUCUCCAGACCACCACUGCACUGUUGCCCAGCUAUUUGUGGCCAAACUCUUUCCACUUUUCACUCGCUAGCUUAACCCUUAGUCAACGAGCAAUAUAACUCAAGCCCCUGCAUUGUUUUUAUUACUUCACGGCAUUAUAUUCACCUUCUUUUUUUUUUGCUUUGGAAGCUUUGUUGGGACUUUUUCGAGUUUAGGUGUUGAUUCUGCCUGUCGCACAAGUCCCCUUUUCAUCACAGGGCCCAGGACUUAGAAAUGUCAUCGCCAAGGAUGGAGGUUUUCUGCGUGUAUUUUCACUAAACUGUAAAAGAGAAAUCUGUUCAUCGUGUCCAAAACUCCGCAGCUUUCAAGAUAAGCAAUUGACAAAUUGCUCCAAAUUCUUGGAGUGAAGGUCACUGACUCAUCGAAUCAACACUAUUUUGGCCCAACCGCAGUUAUUUGAAGCUGUACUGGCUGCAGCGAGGCAAGUUGUGCAACAUUAACUUUGGUAUCAUCAAAAACAGCUGGUAUCUCAAUUAAGACCAUAAAAGAUUUAUCUAGCAUUAAAUGUAUCUUCUAUAAAAAAAACUAAAAAAGAACUACUCUCGUGUCACGCUUAUACUAAGCUGAACAAAUAAUUGUUUUAAGUGGGAUAAACAUCUACAGGUUAUGUACCUCAUACUGCCCCUUAUAUAUGCCCAUUUUUGCUUCAUUUAGCUAAUUGUCUUGGUUUUGACAGCCUAAAUGUUUGCCGGAGCUUUCUUGUUUACAUCAGCACAACGCAACAGAAGUUAGUUAAGAACUAGUUAGUGAACAGAGUAGAAGUUAUAGCCGGCUAAAAGGCUUUCAGUAGAAACAUUUACAUUUGCUAAGUGGCCAGGAAAAAAAAAACAAAAGUUAAUGUUGUUCCAUCUCAGCUAGAUGCACAAGUUAGCCUAAACCAGCGCAGCCCUGAGAUAACCAUCCGCGCAUUAGCUUUGUGCAUUGGAAACCAAACAGCGUUGGGUUUUUUUUAGCUUAUUCUGCGUCCAAAACAAAAACAGAGACAUAUUUUCAACUCCCAGUGAACACAGACGCUACAUUCACUGCAGCAGUUGCUCCCAGCACAUCCAAAGCAAAAAGUAGCUGUUUAGCUUAGAGACUCCUCCAGGUUCUUGGUCUUCCGCGGUGGAAAAGCGCGUGCGGUCACCUGUGAAGGCUAAUGGCUGGGACCCCUCUGGACUGUGAAGACCAGCGGCCUUGUCUUUCCCAAACAGAUACACAGAGCAAGCACACAACACACGGUGUGUAUUUACUUGAUGACUCCAUCGGUGUACGCAUUUGAGACCGCAUGCCUUGGCACGGGACGAGGGAUGUCCAGGCGUCCUCGUCUUACCCAGUGCUAACGCGCUGUUGUUAGUGGCAGUAUACAGCACAGCAGGAGCUCGAACCCUUACUGGUCUGACUAAAUGUCAUCGUACAAGCACUUCACACAGAUACCUCUACAGUACGUUCCUGCCUGCUUCAGCAUUUAUUUAUUGUUCGCCUAGUAUCUUUCUUUGACUGAGUAGGAACCGCAGACACAAUAUUUCAAUUAAAAACGGAGACGCGGCAGAUGCGGAGGAGAAUAAAAGGGUCGUUGGACGGAGGGACAUUUUCCGCGUCUGCUUUUACAUUCCACGAGAGCUACCUUCACCCACUCACCUGGGUUCUCAGUCACAACUCUGGGCCUUUUUUGAUCUGAAGAAAUGCAGAUAGAAGAAUGGAGGGGGAGAAAAAAAAAAGAAAACGGAAAACUGAGCAAAAGAAAGAGAAGAGGCUUAACUCAGUUCUCAGGGACAUCACUUAAAGAAACAAAACAAAAAGUAGUAGCAUUAAGCAUUUAAGAUAUUGUAAAUAUGAAAGUGUCAAUUCAGAAAAAUUGUAAAGUUAUAAUUAUUUAUGAUAAGUAUGUUAUGGGUUUGUUUUUCCUUAUUUUUAUGUUUGUUGGCGGGGUGUACUUGAAUUGUUUUGGAUGGGGGACAUUUGACAGAUUUUGUAAGAGCAAAGGCUUAAAGGCAUUUCUCAGGUGCUCCUGUGUACAUUUCUUUCUGUUAGUUGUUGUUGUUUUGUUUUUUUGCUAUAUUAACUACUAUUAUUUGUAUUUUAUUUUCAUUUUUUUUCUUGUUUUAAGAUUUGCAAAGAAGAGAAAAACAGUUUUCCAAAAGGAAGCAUGUUAUUUGGAGCUGAGGAAAAUGAGGAAGGCAUUCAUUUGUGAACUGAUUCGUACUAAACUUGACUAUGCAGAACCACUUCAUUGGUCUUGUCGCCUCUUAAAGACACCCACUUAUAACCUUUGAAGAGUGGAGGAAGGAGGAAGAGAGACACGGUGGACUGAACCACUAUUGAAAGGGGAGGCGAGUGGGGUGGGCAAAGAUGAAACCCAGCAUGCUUUGUGUGUGUGGACAAUGUCGGCGGCCUGUGUGCGCUGCAACAUUUAGAGGAGAAAAAAAAAAGAAAAUGCCUUUAUGACCGAUCAAUGUACAAAGUUUAUUUUUGCUUUACUUCUUUGUCGGUUUUAUUUAAUCAGGACUCAAGCCUUUAGUGUCUUCACAGAAGUGACACAGAACAAUACACACGUUAGUGAGAGACAGCAGACGUAUGAACAAAAGAGGCGGCCUGCGGAUGACCUCGUGUUCAUUCCUCAUUGUAACUUUCUUCUUUUUUUUCUUUUUUUUUUUGCUUUCUCAGCUCCCAUUGACUUUCAGAACUGGCCGAGUUCAUCUCCUCUAUCUCAUCGCCGUAGAUUCUUUUCCCAGUUGCUUAUCGACUCAUCGCCGCCUCUCGCACACGGAGGAUUUUGCGUUUGCAUGGAGUUGUGUGUCAGUGCAGCAGCUUGCUAUUGUCGUCCUUUAGCGGUGACAUCAGUGCGGCGCAGAGUCCUUAAAAAAAAAAAACAAAUAAAUAAAAAAAGCUGCAAGGUUUCCACGCAGUAAGGGUUAAAAGUGCAUUCCUUGCUGUGGCUUACACUCAGAAGCGUACGUGAUGCGUUCGCUGACAGCGUCACAACGGAGAGGUUCGUCCCUCUGUGUUAACCGUAUCAGCCAGUCCCUGAGCUUUUUCUUAGUUCUCCGUCUUUCUUUUGUUCGUAGGAGAGUACGCUUUGCUGGUAGAGAUCUAGUUCACCUACUGUUUCCCAGUUUGUUUUUUUGUUUUGGAUUCUUUCUAACUUAAGGGAAAAUUGAAAGUGUUUGUUGCCUCUUUGUGCUACUGAUUAUGAAAAGGUAUUUCCAGUAUUUGUUGCCACAGAAGUAUCAUAGCUUAUCAUCAACACUUUUUUUUUUGUAAUUUUUUUGUGCGACUUCUUGAGCUACUGUCUAUAAAGCGAGAAUUUAUUACUAUUUAUGUAACGCUACUACCAUUUUAUAUUGAUUUGUGUUGGAAUCUCAGUGCUUUUCUAUGAAUAAAGUGUGAAACACGUUG
This is a messenger RNA of Mugil cephalus (flathead mullet), 7904 nucleotides long. It is a transcript of the gene zswim5, whose product is annotated as zinc finger, SWIM-type containing 5. The transcript is spliced from 16 exons. Lineage: Eukaryota; Metazoa; Chordata; Actinopteri; Mugiliformes; Mugilidae. The record is from RefSeq and is a predicted model, not a curated record. Gene Ontology annotation, cellular component: Cul2-RING ubiquitin ligase complex. The coding region runs from base 81 to 3563 and encodes 1160 amino acids.